Messenger RNA from Alosa alosa (allis shad), 1918 nucleotides. It is a transcript of the gene ctxn2, whose product is annotated as cortexin 2. Bases 494 to 736 code for a protein of 80 amino acids. The record is from RefSeq and is a predicted model, not a curated record. The transcript is spliced from 3 exons. Lineage: Eukaryota; Metazoa; Chordata; Actinopteri; Clupeiformes; Clupeidae.
UUUCUGACCUUAAGACAUCUGUGACUGGUGAGCCGGGCUGUGCAGCAUGCCAUAAAAACAUUGUCUUUCAUUCCCCCGACUAGCCUUUUCAAGAAUCUGAAGACUGACCGCACAAUUUAAGUGGAGGGGAGGGCUAGUCUCCUGCAAUUAACUGAGAGGGCUUAUGGAGAAAUCAAUACAGCCUCCAGUAUCUUCUCCUAACAAAAUAUUGGCACAUAUCAGCAGAAUCACAAGCAACAGGUUUGUGAAGAUUAAGUCGAAAUGAAGCCUGUGGCAUCCUCAGCGCGGCUCUCUCCGCUUCCUCUCUGCCUCUGAGGGAGUUGGGAUCCAUUCGUUAUGUCUCUUCAUAUCAUUUUCAGUCAUCAUCCAUCCUCUCAACCACAUUCCUCCCAUUCUGGCGUAAUGAAACCGCCACAAUCCGUCUGAGUUCCGCUCGCAAGCAACAGGGUAGUAUGCAGGCUAUCCUGUCUAGUCUGAUCUCAACCAUAAGAAGAUGAGCAGCCACUACAAUCAUUCUCUGGCGGCUAUCAGUGGGAAUGACAAUAUUGCUCAUGCUCUGACACUGGAGCAAAAGACAGCUUUUGCAUUUGUGGGCAUGCUGCUGGUAUUUCUGGGUCUUCUCAUAGUGAGAUGCUUCAGGAUUUUACUGGACCCUUACAGCAGCAUGCCAUCCUCUAACUGGGGAGACGGAUUGGAGGGCUUGGAAAAAGGGACCUUUGAAUAUGCCCUGACAUGAGCCAACGCCCCUCCCUGUCGAUUCUUACCAAUACCACUCCGAAGCCUCUUUCUCCUCCAGAAAAGCCUUGCCAAGCAGCUGUGCCACCAAAUAUGCUGGGGUGUGAAAGUGUGACUCCUGGAUAUGUACAUAUGAUAUGUCUUCAUCAGGCACGUUUGUUAUGGUUUGGCACAAGGACCUAACUGUCCUUUUGGAACCUGACAGCUGUUGUUGCAAGAGGUGCCACAGAAUACAAUGAUGGAAAACAGAAAAGACAGUCUCAGGGAAUUAAAGAAUGGCUCUUUGAAGAUGAGUUGAAGAUUUUGGACAUGGACUUCAGAGAUUUGCACAUGUGGUUGUACUCUUUUUUGCACACAGUGGCAGAUAAGGGUUUAUGUCUAUAUGUUUUGUAAGCAUUCUAAGUGCAAUCUUAUCUUGUGACGUUACACACCUCUCAUCCAGGUAGCUGCUGUGUUUAGUGAAGAUCUGAAACAUGAAAGCAUUUGUGGUGUCUCAUUGUUUUGUAUGUUACAGCCUGACAGAUAGUGAUAGUGAAUAUAAAUGUAGCGCUCUUGAACACUCUGUCUCACUAUGUGAAAUUGAAGCAAAAAAAAUGGUGUCCAAGUUACUUUGUGAAUAUAUGGUGAUUGGGGAAAAAAGCAUUAGAACAUAUAAAAACAUCUCAGACAUAAGGAAAGGUAUCCUCCUGAAAUUUUAUUAGCUGUUUUUUCUGAAUUACUUUAAUGUCUAUUGUUAUUUCAGACGGGGCUGGUAUUUCUAAAUGAUUGUUUUUUAUUAUUAUUAAUUCAGAAAUAAAUAGCUGUGUUUUUCUGAAUUAAAGAGAUAUUAAACUCGCAAAUUCAGAAAAAAUUCUCAAGUAAAUGCACUACACUCUCUAUUACCCACCAAUUGAAAAAUAUUUCUUGUAUUAAACCACUCUACCAAUUGCUUGUGUUGACACUUGCAGCCCGGCCCUUUACUCUACUGUGGUCCAAAGUGUACAGUGAAACUCUCUGAUGUUUCUUGUGCUGUGCGUUUGCCUUACUGUGACCUUAUAUGGGGUUAUGUGCCUUCAUGACUUAAAUGACCGUUAGAUUAGUAGAGAUGGCUAACUGCUAUGAAGUGCUGUGUAUCAUAUGUGUGUAUGUGACACAUAAUGAAGUGCUGCCCCUUGCUGUCCACAUCUGUGGUUUUCAGUACUCA